AUGGAAUUCAUUGAGCAUUUAGGAGUCAAAUUGGAGGAAGAUGACCAAGAAGUGAGAUCUUUUGUAAUAUGGGUAAAAGGGAUUUUAUGUUUAUCAGCAUUGUUGAUUUAUAUCAUGAUUUACCAAAUGGUUGCAAUUUCGUGCUCAUUGGCGUCAAUAGUAUUUCCUGAUUCAGCAAAUUUGAUCAGAAACAAAUGUGGCUACUUUUUCUGGGACUUUUCGUUAUAUUUAAUGCACUUGAAUAAGGUAAAGUUCAGACUUUAUGGCGACACUACUGAUGCCAAUCCUGCUGUGGUAGUAAGUAACCAUGCAUCUUUAGCAGACUGUUUUGUUAUUCACUAUUUAUCACGUAUGUCUAUAUUAGGGGACGAUUAUUCGCCGAUGCGACAAUGUGAACAGUUUUCGCUUCCAAUAAUUAAUUUCUUCUCGUGGUUUCUAGUAUGGAGAGUUCCUACAGUCAAAAUUUUGCUUCAUAUGUUAAAAUCCGAUGAAAACUGGGAACUAGAACUGAAGUCGUUAUCAUUUGUUUUUUCACGAUUAUUAAGAAGCAAAUUUUCAGAAUGGGUUGUGUUGUUCCCCGAAGUAAACAUUUGGAGCCCCAAUGGAGCCGCCUUACAGGGCCAAGUAAGCAAUAAGUACUUUUUGCCAAAAUUCAAUCACUUGUUGUAUCCUCGAUUCUCUGCGUUUUUCAAUAUCAUAUCCAUACUUAACCAAUCAAAGCCACAUGCUUAUUUAAACAUGUACGACAUCACCAUCUUAUAUACCCGCAACGGUCACGGUACAAUUUCAAAUCAAUAUAAACCACCGACUUUGCUAGACAUAUUUGCCAGUGCUGAACCUAUAACGGUGAUUGUUUAUGUAAAAAUCCGUUCAGUGUCAAGAAUCCCUACAAAAAGAAAAAAGCUAGAAAAGUAUCUAGAACAUUUAUGGAUACACAAAGAGAAAGUGAUCUCUCAAUUAAAGGCAGAAAAUGAUACCCACAUCCAAUUACGUAUAUCGAAAGAUAAUUUUUCUGUAGCUCCGUAG
Messenger RNA from Candida albicans SC5314, 1026 nucleotides. RefSeq lists its product as uncharacterized. The record is from RefSeq and is a predicted model, not a curated record. The transcript is spliced from 2 exons. Bases 1 to 1026 code for a protein of 341 amino acids. Gene Ontology annotation, molecular function: acyltransferase activity. Gene Ontology annotation, cellular component: endomembrane system. NCBI's taxonomy places the organism in Eukaryota, Fungi, Ascomycota, Pichiomycetes, Serinales, Debaryomycetaceae.